AUGUAUUAACAAAACUAGGUAAUGUAUCAGUAACAACCAAAUUAAUAAAUCCAGGCACCAUAGCAUCGGGAUUACAAUAUUCCUCCCCCAGGUUACAAAGCACCAAGGUAUCCCAGAGAAGAGUUGCCUGAGAAUCAAGAGCAGAAUUUGGAUUUGGGUGGUUCAUAUUAGAGUUACCUGUAUAAUUGUGGGGAAUGCUGUGGUAAUUGUAAGGCAGUUUGUCCAUGCAAUCCAUGUGUUGAAUACCCGUAUGUUCAAGUUGAGUAGAGCUUUGUCGGAGUGUAUUUACGUUUUGGUAAGUACAUAAAGACAGUUUAACCGGGAUUGAUAUACAUAAAUCCAUGCACUGACACAAUAUAGAAGGUGGAUUGCAAGGUUUAGAUGAUCGAUUGCCCAAGAUAACAAGUGAUGACAAAAGAUAACAUUCUAGUUAGCAUCGAUGCAACGGUUUACUAUCGAAUAGUCAUACCUAGGAGAUCCAUCUUCUACAUCAACGAUUUGCAUUAAGCAGUGACUUAAUUAACAUUGGCUACAAUAAAGAGCAUUGCAGGAUCACACACUUUGUAGGAUCUCUUGGAGAAGAGAGCAGAAGUGCAACAAUAAAUAGAGGGCUUUGUGGAUGAGCAUGUGUGGGAAUGGGGAAUAGACAUAGAAAACAUGUUAAUCAAGGAUAUUCAAUUGAAUGCUGAUCUACAGAAUACUUUGUCCAUGGCAGCCAAGGAACAGAGAGCUGCUUAAGCCAAGGUGAUUUCAGCUUAAGGAGAUGUGCAAUCAGCCAAAUUGAUGAGGUAGGCAGCAGAGUUGUUGGAUUCGAAGGCAGCUAUGCAAAUCAGAUAUUUAGAUACUAUAACAACCUUGGGAUAGUAGGGAUCAACCAAAGUGGUGUUGCUUCCUACAGAUUCUAAAUGA
This is a messenger RNA of Paramecium tetraurelia, 909 nucleotides long. RefSeq lists its product as uncharacterized. Gene Ontology annotation, cellular component: plasma membrane. NCBI's taxonomy places the organism in Eukaryota, Ciliophora, Oligohymenophorea, Peniculida, Parameciidae. The record is from RefSeq and is a predicted model, not a curated record. The transcript has 3 exons.